AGAAUUAUACCAACAGACACACGUGGGUGCAAUUCUUAGCAGGAAAUCAAAAUCGAUUUCGCGCUGUGCAACUUGACCAAAGUGGAUUAUGCCUCUUUAGUCAAGUUGCACAGUCAGGUGGCACAUGUUAGCAGUGUUAGCUGCGGUGCUGGUGGUGGCUCGGAGCGAGCUGUGCCUGCAGGGCGGCUUCGAGUCGCAGCUGCAGCAGGUGCUGGACGCCUACAUGCUGCGGCCACAGCUGGAGGCCUGCAUCAUCACCACCGUGGCGGACGAUGUCUUGCGCACGCUCAGCCCACGCUGGCAAGGAAUAGAGAUGACCCCAUUCGGGUCCCUGGUGACCGGGCUAGGCACACACUCUAGUGACCUGGACUUCAGCGUGACCAUGCCCAACUACAACUCGUCGAGAGACGCCGAGUGGGACAUGUUAGACGAGAUCAACGAGCUCGUCAUGCAGCAGCCUGACCUUUAUUCUGAGAUACACUACUUCACGAGAGCCGAUUUUGCACGUUACUCUUUCAAUCACAGCACGACACACCGAAAAGUUGACCUCGUAUUCAGAUUAGGCGACAAUGGGGUACAGAAUAGCAAAGUUAUAAAAUACUAUUUCCACUUAGAUGACAGAUUUCUACCUUUGGGGGUGCUUCUUAAAUUGGCUUUCGAAAUUCACGAUCUGAUCGGACCGGGUGUGUUAAAAAAUUAUGCUGUGUACUUGUUGGUGAUAUUUUCUUACAACAAAGAACAUGGCGCCUGCCGGUUUCGAGUUACAAAGAGACGCGGAGAGUUACUACAACUGAUAACAGUCAAAGAUACUGAGAGAAUUAAGAAGUUUCUGAAGUCAGCUGCCGCGUGGUUCGAAGACCUACCGGCAGACCGGUUCCUCAGCGCCAUACUGAGUAAACAGCAAGACAGUGACACACAGAGCAGCUCUGAGCAAAAUUGUAUCGACAUACCGUACUCCGGAGAUACUGCAACAUUACAUCUCACAUGCUCAAAGUAA
This is a messenger RNA of Helicoverpa armigera (cotton bollworm), 997 nucleotides long. RefSeq lists its product as uncharacterized. The coding region runs from base 125 to 997 and encodes 290 amino acids. The transcript has 3 exons. The record is from RefSeq and is a predicted model, not a curated record. Lineage: Eukaryota; Metazoa; Arthropoda; Insecta; Lepidoptera; Noctuidae. Gene Ontology annotation, molecular function: RNA uridylyltransferase activity.